AUGUCUUCUCGAUCUCUACUCUGGAGCGUGGGGUCGCUCGCGGCUACCUCCCUGAUUGCGCCUACUGUUGCCAAAGGCUCGACUGGUAGCUCCGGUAGCUACCAACUGCACGAAUCCUGGCAAGGCGAGAAAUUUCUGGACUACUUCGACUUCUUCAGCGGCGCCGACCCGACCAAUGGCUUCGUUACCUACGCCAACCAGAGCUACGCUGAGAGCAGCGGCCUGAUCGACAUCACCUCCAGCGGCAGCUUCUAUAUGGGUGUGGAUCACAAGACGACUCUGAGCCCCGAGGGACCUGGUCGUGACUCCGUUCGUAUCGAGAGCAAGAAGUACUACGAUGAGGGCUUGUACGUCAUCGACCUGCAACACAUGCCCGGCAGCAUCUGCGGAACGUGGCCCGCUUUCUGGUCCGUCGGCCCCGACUGGCCCCAUGACGGCGAAAUCGACAUCAUCGAGGGUGUCAACAAGCACGAGGCCAAUGAGAUUGUCUUGCACACUAGCGGCUCCUGCGACGUCGGCGGCGACCACGAAAUGCUGGGCGACAUGACUUCCAGCGAGUGCGGAGAUGCCUCGGGUACCAUCGGCUGUGUGGUCAAGGGUAACCAGGGCUCCUCCGGAGACCCCUUCAACAAGAACGGUGGUGGUGUGUAUGCGAUGGAGUGGACUGCUGAUUUCCUGAAGAUCUGGUACUUUGCUCGCGGCAAGGUCCCCGAGUCUAUCACCAACGGCAAGCCCGACUCGUCCGCCUUCGGCACUCCGAUGGCCCAUCUGCAGGGCACUUGCGACUUCCACGAGCGCUUCAAGUCCCAGAAGUUCAUCCUCGACACCACCUUCUGUGGUGACUGGGCCGGUGGUGUAUUCGGCGACUCUGGUUGCCCGGUGAAGGACCCCAGCAACCCUAUCCAGAGCUGUGUCAGCUACGUCGCCGAGAACCCCGAGGCUUUCAAGGAGGCGUACUGGGAGAUCAACUCCAUCAAGCUGUACCAGAUCGGCACCAGCUCCAACACUCCCGCCGAGACCUCUUCCUCCGCGGCCUCUCAGAUCGAGAGUGCCACUCACGCCGUGUCGCAGGCCGCUUCCACCUCUACUACUCAGAAGGCGGCUGCCACUACCAAGGCUGCCAGCUCCAAGUCCGAAACCGCCGUCGCCCACACUGCCUCGAACCCCCCUGCUGCCGAAGUUACGUCUGCUGCUGCCGCAACCACCAAGGCUAGCGGCUCCAGCUCCGGUAGCUCGGGAAGCCCUGGCAACACUGGCAGCUCUGAGGGCUCCGAGUCCUCGAGAAGCACGAUUUACGUCACCGAGACCACCACAGUCUGCGCUCUCACCCAGGGAACUUCCCUCGCCACCGGCAUCCCCGCUGGCCAGUCGAGCGUUGCCGCUGAAAAUGGUGCCUCGUCCGUCGCCCCGACCGCUCCUGUGUCCCAGCCCGCUCCCCAGGGUACCUCCGGCGUCGUUCCUUCUCAGGUCCCGGACACUCCCGCCGACUCUCAGUCUCAGGACAACGUGCCCUCUGCGGCCACUGCUCCCGGCGCUCAGGCUUCGGGCCCCUCGAGCGUCGCACCGGUCGAAGACUCCCACCCUAGCAACCCGCCUUCGCCCCCGCAGAGCAUUACCGUCUCCUCGUCGGGCGUUGUCCCUGCUCCCGCUCCCGCUCCUACUUCCGCACCUCCCGCCGAUGAAACCCCGGCUGACGAGGAAGGCUCUGCACCUGGCGGGUCUCCCGGUGCCGGAUCUGGAUCUGGCUCGGAGUCUGGCUCUGGCUCUGGCGUCUCGAGCAACUCGGGCAGCUCGGUCAACUCCGGAUUCUCUGCAUCCUCGGUCUCUCCCAUCCCGAGCGCCACCAGCCCUAUCAGCCCUCUCUUCACUGGCGCUGCUAGCAAGCUCUCCUUGAGCACGACAGGCCUCCUCGGCGCCCUCGCCCUUGCUUUCUUGGCAUGAACGCCAUUUCGCGAUUUUCUUUCGGUUUCUUUCUGAUAUCCCUUUUCAGCCAUUAUAUCCCGCAAGAGGUCGUGAAAAUACCCCUCUAAUCUUGUUUCUGUAUAAUAGUCUGCCUCUGCUUCCAAUAUCAUACCCAUUCGUUGUCCACUCGUUCUGACCGUACAGGGUCAUAUUUGCAAGACGUUGGGAACUUUCUUUCUUGCCACUGUUGGCCCUUUUAUUUGCACGUAAUUUAGAAUAUGCAGAACUAUUACAAAUGAAGAUUCCAUGACAGUUCGG
Molecule: messenger RNA, 2220 nt
Organism: Aspergillus steynii IBT 23096
Lineage: Eukaryota; Fungi; Ascomycota; Eurotiomycetes; Eurotiales; Aspergillaceae
Gene: eng2
Product: putative GPI anchored endo-1,3(4)-beta-glucanase
Exons: 2
Coding region: 1-1941 (646 amino acids)
Biological process (GO): glucan catabolic process
Molecular function (GO): hydrolase activity, hydrolyzing O-glycosyl compounds
Source: RefSeq, a predicted model, not a curated record